Molecule: messenger RNA, 567 nt
Organism: Hyalella azteca
Lineage: Eukaryota; Metazoa; Arthropoda; Malacostraca; Amphipoda; Hyalellidae
Product: fibrinogen C domain-containing protein 1-like
Exons: 3
Coding region: 1-567 (188 amino acids)
Source: RefSeq, a predicted model, not a curated record
AUGGGAGAUGCCCAGAUUUCAGCCUCGUCCUCUCGGUCCCUGCCACACCAACGUUACCCACCCAUUGGCGAUGUCGACGAAUGUCUCGGCCUAGUCAAAACUGCGUUGGACAUCCUCGAUAACCCUGAGAGCGUCGACGAUAUUAAGUACGGCAAUUUUGACAGGCAACAACAAGAAAUUUAUGACAGUCUCAAAGAACUUUCAGAGUAUUUGGCAAAUGAAGCCAAUGGAAUGGUACCGCUCAUUCCCGCGGAUUGCUCGGAGCGGCCGGAGAAGACAUCGGGCGUGUACACCAUCUACCCCAGCGGCGCUGCCGUCCAAGUUUACUGCGACCAGACGACGGACGGCGGCGGCUGGACGGUCUUCCUGCGGCGCCAGAAGCAGGAGCCUCAACUCAACUUCAGUCGAACCUUCAAGGAAUACGAAGAAGGAUUCGGCAGUCCCACUGGCGAAUACUGGCUGGGUUUGAGAAACCUGCAUCUCCUGACGUCUAGAAAGCUGGAGUUAAAGGCGGUGAUCGUCCGAGGAGCAGAGAGCACCAGCAGCCACUACCUCUAUUUUGAGUGA